UGUUCAAAUAAGGAAGUCAUAUUCGCAGGAAAUUUAAUUAGGUUUGUAAGCUUAAGAAGGCCGCUACAGUGUUUUGACGAAACCUUACACAGGCUACAAUUGCUGGGGAAAUGAAUUUUAUUCUUGACCGAUGUGAACUUUUUUAAGGACAAACUGUUUUCGGGGAUAGUUGUUAUAAUCUGUAUCGCUAGAAGCUCAGAAAAUGUCGCUGUUGUGCUCCGGAAAGUAGUUAUAUUCUAUACUGAUGAAAGUCUUCCAAGGAAGUCGAACAAUUUUCGAUAAAGAAGUUGUUGAAAUAUCGCUGCUGUGUUCAAGUAAUACUGUGCGUGUUUUGAGGAAGUUGUUGUAUUUUGUACAGGUGAACCAUUGUAAACGGAAUGACAUUGUUACAAACGUAAGAAAUAAGUAACUGUCCGACACAAUUCCGACACAUGUUCUUGACCGUGUCCUGGAGGUUUAGUUUUUGGCUUUAUGUACCAGUACAGGGCGACUUUCUUUAGCUGAGAGGAUGAUGCUGAAGUGUAAGAUGAGAGUGUUUUUACUUCUGAUCCAGGUGUGCUGCAGUCUUAGCCAGGCCUGCUCUGCUGUCCUCUAUGACAAUUACACCAUUGUCACAAGUUGCCUACUAGGAAAUUUCGGACGGUCGGAGUUUCUGCGAUUAGGGGUUAUCGCAAACUUGUGUCCGAAUGCAUCGAAGUGCGUGAACGAAAUAGUGUUACGGACAGUCUUCCUUAAUGAUACUAACAUCACCACUACGCUACACUGGAAAUACAUUGACAGUCGCGAACUGUUCCAGGUGGCACAAACAGUUACAGAGUUUCAGCGUAUUGGGGUGACUUCCUGUUUAAUAGCUACUGAUCUUGACUUCCGGUAUGUUCAACCAAUAUUUACACAUGCAAAUAUGACAUUUGUGCACGCGGGGGUUGUCAUUCCAAGCGAUUUAUCGUCUAACAACAAAGCUACACUCGGAUGUAACUUUCAAAACCAAGAUCCUGAUCUUACCAAACAGGGCAUGUGCCAACCUCCUUCCGGUUAUGUAGGUCAUGUGAUACCUCAGACCGUGGAACAGAAUGUGGGGCAUGUCGCCGUCAUCGUGACGUCAUUAAUCCUACACAUGCAGUGGCAUGAAGUGUUACUGCUGUAUGAGAGUGGAAUCGAAAUAGAAAUAGAGGAGACACGUCGCAUUUUAUUGGAGUAUAGUAUUUUAUAUAAUUCGACGCUGGUCGACGGCUUUGCCGAAAGCGACUACCACUCAUUGAUCAGCAAGGCAGCUAAUUGGGAGCAGAGUCGCAGAAUCAGAGUAGUCACCCUUUGUAUAAAUACAUGCGAGGACUUCCUGUCCGCUAUGGAUUCUUACGACCAAGUUCAUCUAAGGACCAGCGCUCUUCGUCAUUUUUCUGAUAUGAUGGUUAUCUCCCUUGCCGAAAAUGAGCUGCAUUUUACAAAACAUCUCAACCUAACAAUUGAUAACAUGAUAUUUAUAGCUUUUCCACAACAGUUAGCUACGAUGGAAACCAGUUUCAACGACUUUGAGCUAUUGUUGGAUAGUAUACUCAAAGACAUCACAUAUUUUGAAACACCCAAUUCCAACAUGAAGGACAUGAUGACGUCACAAGUCCUCACACACGUUCAGCAGGUACAGGGAACUAGAACGUGUCACUGGAUUCCUAUAUCGACACUGAUGUGGAUCAAUCCCGGCCCCCGGGGACUUGAUGUCGUCGGAUUUAUCGACGACAAUGGAAGAAUCUACGAGUUGUCAACUUUUUUCCCGAACAGGAACUAUGGAUGGAACGGAAGAAAUUUUAAGGUCGCCACUCUCCAGUGGUCACCUUUCGUCAUAAAGAAUGGGAACAACUCAUAUGAAGGAUUGUGCUUUGAUAUUUUCAAUGAAAUAGCGACCAGAUUUAAUUUUACAUAUGACGUCAUGGAGCCCCCGGAUGGUGACUGGGGACUGGAACUCGAUAACGGAAGCUGGAGUGGUGUUGUCGGGAUGUUACAGAGAAAGGAAAUAGACCUGGUGGUUGCAUCUCUGAACGUACACAGCCGACGAGAGGAGGUGAUCGACUUCACCUACCCAUAUUUCUAUGACAGUACAAUCAUCCUCAUCACAAAGGAGGACCCCAUGAAGACAAAAUGGCGGACGCUUAUAGACCCGUUUGACGACACGGUGUUACUGCUGAUCGGCUGUGCACUUGCGGCGAUAUCAUUCUUACUCUGUAUUUUUGAAAGACUCAGUCCGUACUACUGCGACGAAGUCAACUUCCUGGAGGACAAAAGUCUUAAAAGCUUCCAAGAUUCUUUUUGGUACCUCUACGGGGCUUUACUCACACAAGGUGGUGAUCGUCUGCCACAUUCACAGACCGGUCGGACCCUCUUGAGUUGUUGGUGGCUGUUUUGUCUGGUCAUGAUGGCGUCCUACAGUGGCAAUCUCAUAGCUUAUCUGACCGUCUCGAAAGACAAACUACCUUUUAACACGGUCAACGAGAUGUUACAAAAAGACGAUUAUAAAUGGGGCCUUAUAGGGGGAAGUUACUGGGUAACCAUAUUCAAGCACUCUGUAUUACCAGAGUUUAAGGCGGUGUGGCAGGGUAUCGAACGUUUUAACGCUUCCGACCCCAGUGUCCUUAGUACGGACCCCGACGUCCACAUACAGAAAGUCUUAGAUAGCAAUUACGCCUAUCUGGGGGACAAGACACAAAUAGAGAUCAAAAUGGCGAACGAAUGCACACUCCGCACGGGCAAAGAGGAGGUGUUGCCUUUCCAGUACGCGUUUGGUCUUCCUAAUCUCUCGCCCUACACAGACCUAAUAUCACGAGAAAUCAUCGAAAUUCACGAAAGUGGACUAAUAAACAUUUGGAAGAGUCGGCGGUGGCCGCGGACUAAUGUGUGUGCCAAUGAGUUGAUUACGUCAGCCAAAGCUAUUACAUUGGUGGACGUGCAAAGUGCAUUCUACUUAAUAGGCAUUGGUUUGACAUUGGCGUCGAUAGUCAUGGGUAUUGAAAACAUCCAAUCAGCGUUCAAGAAGAAAAAAACGGAGAGAAAAGAAAAGAAAGCAAAGGAAAAGGAGCAAAACAGUAAUGGCAUUUAACAAGUUGAUAAUGAGGCCCAUGUAACAUAUAUACAUAUCGUGACAGCCCCCAUUAGAAAUAGAACGUAGAUCAUCUGGACUUUUUCCCGUUUACCAAAGAGUGUCUUUUGCCAGUGUGUUUGCUUUCUGUAUGAUUUUGGUCCAGAACAUGAUUUGAACAGGAGAAUAAUAUGUCUAAAUCUUAUAGUGGUUCAUGUGUAAACUUUUAGAUUGUUUGAAUACAACCUCUUAAUAUUUGGAUUAAUGUUUGGCUAAUUCUUUCUGGCUCAUGAGAGAUAUUUUAGCACCACACGAUAUAGAUUUGUGAGAAUUGCUGACCUUAACUGGAUAGCAAAAGAUGAAAUGAAUAAAGAACAACAAAAGUAGUCAUGUUACCUGGAUACGGUAGGAUGUACACUAAAUCGCUAAACUACCUAAUCCUUCCAUGUUGACGUCAUUCAGUUUCAGCAAACCAUUUCAAAUACAAAUAGCACAGAGGCAGGAUCCACAAUAAAUGAUUAAUUGUACAUAAGU
Messenger RNA from Mizuhopecten yessoensis (Yesso scallop), 3601 nucleotides. RefSeq lists its product as uncharacterized. The transcript has 14 exons. Gene Ontology annotation, cellular component: membrane. The record is from RefSeq and is a predicted model, not a curated record. Gene Ontology annotation, biological process: monoatomic ion transport. The coding region runs from base 509 to 3088 and encodes 859 amino acids. Gene Ontology annotation, molecular function: glutamate-gated receptor activity. Lineage: Eukaryota; Metazoa; Mollusca; Bivalvia; Pectinida; Pectinidae.